AUUGCCACGCUGCCAUGACCCUUCAACCACCAGCGCCGGCGUUGCUGGUGCCGGCCGUUUCUGCGCCGUUUCUGAGAGCGGUGCCGGUGCCACGGAGCUGCAGUGGUGGGCGCGGCGUGAAACGAGGCCUUGCAACGCGGCGAGUGUUGGAAGAUCCUAUGCAGGCCUUGCUGGGUCUGGGCGCUGCCUGGUGGGCCGUGAGCGCUGCGCAGAAGGCGUUGCAGCAGCGCCGCGUCGACGCGGCGGAGAAGCAGCGCCUUGAAUCCCUGGAGGAACGACGGCAGCGGGCCUACCUGGCACGGAGGAAGGAACCUUGGACCGCGGAAGAGCUGAAGAGAUACGACGGGGCCAUGGACGAGGAGAUGAUCUUCAUCCCCAAACACCAUCCCAGUGGGGAUGGCCCCAUCCUGGUGGGCUGCGAUGGCUUGGUCUUCAACGUUUGGCGCAGCAGCCACUUCUAUGCGCCAGGCUGCGAAUAUCACAUCCUGGCGGGUCGAGAUGCGGCCCGUUUGCUUGCAAAGAACAAGCUGGAGGAGGAGACCGAGGAGGAAGCGAAGCAAGAGCUGUCCUUGGCGGAACGGGCCUCCCUACAGGCGUGGCUGCUCAAGUUUAAGUCCAAGCAUGAAGUGGUAGGUACCCUUGAUAGGCCAAACAAGCUUUGAUGCUCGCGCUGAAAAUGACCUUUGGAGAUGGACGCGGAUGUGUUCC
Molecule: messenger RNA, 708 nt
Organism: Cladocopium goreaui
Lineage: Eukaryota; Dinophyceae; Suessiales; Symbiodiniaceae
Source: the annotation of a GenBank genome assembly